GAGUUAUUUAAAACUGAAGAGUUCCUUAAUAUCAUUUCUACUAGUGUGGCUGACGUCGUACUCAAAAAUGCAUCAAAAGAAAUUGAGGAACUUAAUGCAAAAGUUAUUCACCUGGAAAGGGAAAACAAAAGUUUGCAGAAGGAAGUAGUUAUUUUGAAGAAAGAGAUGGAUUCAUUAGAACAAUAUAGUCGCAGGCGUUGUCUUCGCAUUUUUGGGAUAAAAGAAAGUGGUUCGGAUGAUCCCGAAAAUUUAGUUUUAGGUGUGUUCAAUGGGCAACUGAAACUUGCGUUACAACCGAAUGACAUUGAACGCGUUCAUAGAAUUGGACCUAAACUUCCAAAUAAUCAAAAACCCAGGCCCAUCAUCGUCCUAUUCCAUAGCUAUAAGAUUAGGCAAGCUGUUUUUUCUUCGAAAAAGCUACUGAAAAAUUCCGGCAUCACUAUUCGAGAAGAUCUUACCAAGUACAGAUUGCAACUACUCCAAACCGCAGCUAAGAAGUUUAGUGCACAUAAUACUUGGACAAUUGACGGAAAAAUUUUUGUCAAACAUAAUGGCAAGAUCAAAGCUAUAAAUACGUCGGAAGAUAUCUAAACGUACAUCUCCAACAUAAUUAAUUCCAAGAGCUGAUUUACUCUGGGUGAAAUGGAGUGCACGUAUAUGCUUAGAAAUGGUCUCUGAUCUUUUGCUUGCUUUAACACUCUGUUUUGCGAUACUUACCUGCUGUGAGGGAGCCCGAACCGAUUUAAUUUAUUAGUAAGCAAUCAAGCGCCGACCUUUGUUAAGAUUGUAAGUUACUUGUUGACUCACAAUACUCAUUUGUUUUUUGUCUAAUUUCGAUAUUCGCCUAUUACAACUGAAUCACGGUUUGUAAAUAAUAAUGAAAAUUGUGCACGUUAACGUUCGUUCGUUGAUCAGUAAGUUUAGUAAUUUUAAGGAUAUGGUAAUCAAGGGAAAAUUUGAUGUCGUUAUGGUAUCGGAAACUUGGCUGAACUGUGAUAUAAGUGAUGAUCUUAUUAAUAUUGUAGGAUAUACAGUUCUGCGUAAAGAUAGGUGCAGUCGUGGUGGUGGUGUUGCUAUUUACGUUAAACAACCGUUGAAUAAUGUAGUUUUGAAUACACCAUCCAGUAUUGAGCAAUUAUGGGUAGGUAUUGAAAUCAAUCGUAAGAAGGUGACAAUGGGUUGUUUAUAUAGACCGCCGCAUUGCGAUCCCAACUUUUUUGUGGACGAGCUCGAGGAGACACUAACCAAUCUGAUUAUGAUCCAUGACUAUGUACUUGCCAUGGGCGAUCUUAAUUUCAAUCUGCUAUUGCACAAUAACUCCUCAGUUGAAUAUUUUACUAUGUCGUUGCAAAACAUUGGGUUUUAUCAAUUGGUUGAUUCCCCGACUCGUAUCACGUCAACAACUAGUAGUCUCUUGGAUCUCCUAAUUACCAACGACUGUGGUUUAGUGUCCGCUUGUGACGUAGUGUCAGUCAGUGAUUUAGCCGAUCAUGACUUGGUUGUGGCGACUUUGGAGUUGGAUGACCAUGUUGUACCGAAUCUCCCUGUACUAUACCGUGCUUAUAAGCAACUAGAUAUGCAUGCUUUUGAUCAAGAACUGCAUUGCUUACCGUUUCUCGAUAUGCUAGGAUUAGAAGGAGUGAACUUAAAAUUAGAAUACUUUAAUAGUCUGCUUAGUUACCUACUGAAUAAGCAUUUACCUCUCAAAUCCAAAGUUUUUAAGAAAACUCCUUCACUGUGGCUGUCCGAGAACACAAAGUUGCUAAUUAAAUUAAGGGAUAACGCCCUGCGGAAAAGUAGGCAAACUGGAAAACCGCAACACUGAGAUUAUUACAAAUCUCUGAGGAAUUUUACUAAUCUUACUAUUAAGAAUGAUAAAAAAGCUUAUUUUAAUUUCCGUGCACGACAAUGUACUUCAUGGCUUAACUUAUACAGCAGCGGAAUCAUAUCUAAAAAAGUCGUCGACAUACCUUUGCACCUUCAAAUACCUGAUGAUAUUAAUACGUUCUUCAUCAAGUCUGUACCUAAUCUAAACGGUAAUAUUGAUCGAGUUAUAAGGUUCUAUAAUAGUGGAAAGCUUAAUGCUAACAUUCCGGAGUUUAAGUUUCAAACUGUCACACCUGAUCAAAUAUUUGACAUUAUUCUAAACCUGAAAUCUAACGCUUGUGGUGUAGAUAAUUUUAAUGUAAAAUUCAUCAAAUUGUGUUGUCCUUUCUUAAUCCCAUUCAUCACUCAUCUUGUAAAU
This is a messenger RNA of Photinus pyralis (common eastern firefly), 2245 nucleotides long. RefSeq lists its product as uncharacterized. The transcript has 2 exons. Lineage: Eukaryota; Metazoa; Arthropoda; Insecta; Coleoptera; Lampyridae. The coding region runs from base 878 to 1825 and encodes 315 amino acids. The record is from RefSeq and is a predicted model, not a curated record. Gene Ontology annotation, molecular function: catalytic activity.